UAUAAAUAAACAAAAAACUGAACUCAAAAUACAGCUCACAAGAAACCCAUCUACACCAAUAACUCAUUACCAUGAAUAGAUAGAAACUGUGCGUCUUUAAAUCCCCUUUACAUUUCAAGAAAAAAAAAGUUUACUUUUUUUUUUUUAUCAUCAAUGGGGGAACCCAAGAAGUAUAUUACUUCAGAUGAACUCAAAACUCAUAACCAAUCAGGCGAUUUGUGGAUCUGCAUUCAGGGUAAAGUGUAUGAUGUGUCAGAGUGGAUGAAAACUCACCCAGGUGGUGAUCUACCAUUGCUGAAUCUUGCUGGUCAAGAUGUCACAGAUGCUUACAUUGCACUUCAUCCACCCACUGCUUGGACCCAUCUUGAUAAGUUCUUUAAUGGGUAUUAUCUUAAAGAUUAUACAGUUUCUGAUGUGUCAAAAGACUAUAGAAAGUUGUACUCCGAGUUUAAGAAAAUGGGUUUGUUUGAAAAGAAAGGACAUGGGGUUUUGAUAUCCUUGAUCUUUAUUGCAAUGCUGUUUGCUGUUUGUGUUUAUGGUGUGUUGUGUAGCGAAAGUUGUUUGGUUCAUUUGGUUUGUGGUGGGUUGAUGGGGUUUCUUUGGAUUCAAAGUGGGUGGCUUGGGCAUGAUUCUGGUCAUUAUCAGAUCAUGAUUGACCGGAAGUUUAAUCGGUAUGCGCAGAUCUUGACCGGUAACUGUCUUGCUGGAAUUAGUAUUGGGUGGUGGAAGAGGAACCAUACUGCUCAUCAUAUUGCUGUCAACAGUCUUGAGUAUGACCCUGAUCUUCAACACAUGCCAGUGUUUGUGGUGUCUUCGAAGUUUUUCGAUUCUUUGACAUCAAAGUACUAUGAAAGAAAAUUGAAUUUUGAUUGGGUGACUAGGUUGUUAGUUAGUUACCAGCAUUACACAUAUUAUCCGGUUAUGUGUGUAGCGCGACUCAAUCUGUUCGCGCAAUCUUUUGUGUUGCUUUUGUCGAAUAAACGUGUGGCGAAUAGGGGUCAGGAGCUUUUGGGGCUUUUAGUGUUUUGGAUAUGGUACCCUUUGUUGGUUUCUUGCUUGCCUAAUUGGGGCGAGCGCGUUAUGUUUGUGUUGGCGAGCUUUUCGGUCACUGGGAUUCAACAUGUUCAGUUCACUUUGAACCAUUUUUCGUCUAGCGUUUAUGUUGGUGAACCACGUGGAAACGAUUGGUUCGAGAAGCAAACCAAUGGGACACUUAACAUCACUUGUUCUGAAUUCAUGGAUUGGUUUCAUGGUGGGUUGCAGUUUCAAAUUGAACAUCAUCUUUUUCCAAGGUUGCCUAGAUGUCAUCUUAGGAAGAUUUCUCCAUUUGUAAAGGAGUUGUGUAAGAAACAUGGGUUGCCAUAUGAUUCUGCCUCUUUCUACAAGGCGAAUGAGAUGACGAUUGCAACCCUGCGCACCGCGGCUCUACAGGCUCGUGACUUGACGAAACCUGUCCCGAAGAAUCUGGUCUGGGAAGCCAUGAACUCUCCUGGCUAACGCUAAGAUAAUGAGGGCUGUGGGGUUGGCCAUUAUUUAUGUUUAUGCAAAGUAAUCUUGUUUUGCUUAAUUUGUUGUAUGUUCAAUAAUUUGCUUUCAAAUUUAAUUACUCAAAAUUGUAUUGAAAGUGAUAUUUUGAUAAUUAAAGAUUAUAAUAUUAGGUGAUAUGA
Helianthus annuus (common sunflower) is the source of this 1667-nucleotide messenger RNA. RefSeq names its product acyl-lipid (9-3)-desaturase. Gene Ontology annotation, cellular component: membrane. The coding region runs from base 154 to 1497 and encodes 447 amino acids. Gene Ontology annotation, molecular function: oxidoreductase activity, acting on paired donors, with oxidation of a pair of donors resulting in the reduction of molecular oxygen to two molecules of water. Gene Ontology annotation, biological process: lipid metabolic process. The transcript has a single exon. The record is from RefSeq and is a predicted model, not a curated record. Lineage: Eukaryota; Viridiplantae; Streptophyta; Magnoliopsida; Asterales; Asteraceae.